CGCCCGCUGUCGUUUCGUAUUCGGCAUCGGUAUCGUAGUCGACAAGCCGAUCGGCGAUAAUAACAGCGUUUUAUAAAAUUGUACUGUGUAUUAUUGUUGGUGUCGAGGUGGGUACCAUAUACGUAUUGUGGUAAAAUAAAAAAUGAUUACAGUGUUAUGUUUAGUGAUUAAAAUAACAAUGUAAGUUGUAACUAACGCUCAGUGCAGUGCUGUGAAAGUUGUACCUUGUGUAUUGGUGCUGAUUUUUAAAAUGACCGAGAAAAAUAAAUCGGAGAAGAUGACUAAUUCAUCGAAACCUGUUCCCAUGAAACUGUUUGCCGCCUGGGAAGUUGAUAGGACUCCCUCCAACUGUAUUCCAAGGCUUUGCACCCUACGCGUCACAAGGCUCCGGGUAUGCGGCGCUCUGGGCGAGGCUGGCGGGGGUGCAGCGGGGGGCGCGGGUGCCGGGGCGGUCACCCUCGCAGCCCGGAUGCACAGCAGUAAGCGGACAUUACGCUCCAACGACAUCACCGUGCCGCCCAUGGAUGUUGAGCUGGAUCUUUGCUUCUCGCUGCAGUACCCGCACUUCGUCAAACGCGAUGGCAAUAGGUUGCAGAUCAUGUUGCAAAGACGCAAGAAAUACAAAAAUCGCACGAUACUCGGGUACAAGACGCUAGCUGAAGGCGUCAUCAGAAUGGAUCAGGUGCUCCAGCGCUCGAUGGAUAUGGAGUUGGAGCUCACCAGUGUGGGAGGGAAGGUGGGCGCCGGUGCGGGACAACCGGUAGCCAGGCUCACCAUCACCGGUCUCGCCUCCACGCCUGUAGACCACGACACGAAAAACAACAAUACCUUGCUUAUCACUGAGCGUGGUUACUCAGACGAGGAAGAAGAAGGGGAAUUCAGCUCCGUGGAAGAAGCAGAUGAGAUGACUUAUGGGGCUGCAGCGAGGCGGCGGGCACAUCGGCAACUUGCCUUCAACAAAGGAGACUUAUCCUAUACUAAGCUGUCACGCUCGCGAGAGCUAAGCUUCAUGGAGCGAGAGAGAAAGAUACAGAGCUAUAUACGGUCCAAGGCGCACGACAGGGACAGCGAUAGCGAACUGGAGCACACAGCAAAGCGCAAGGGCAGCCGCGGCAAGCUGGCGCAACGCAACCUGAAGCAAAAGUUCGCGGCGCUGCUGAGGCGGUUCCGCGUUCCCGAGGAGAUGGGGGAGCGUGACGCCGCAAGGGACACCCACCAUGCUCAAAGGGACAUUGACGAGCUAUUUCAUGAAUUAGAAUCGCUGUCAUGCGGUGAAGGCGAGGACUCUGGGCCGGAUCAGAUGGAUACGAUCAGCAUAGGCUCCACGCCAAAACCCUCGCUGCGACCCUUCUUCAGCAGCUCACGAAGCCUGGCCAACCAGGAACACCAUCGACAUUCCAACGUGACUCGGCACGCCAGCCUCGCGUCGACCGCAGAGCUGCGCCCACGCGACCGUCCGGCUGCGUCGCUCACAGAAUCAGAAGUCAUACGCAGCUCGGCAGGCGACGAGCGCGGUAGCGAAGGUAAUAGCGACGGGGAUGCCACCCUCGACGCUGCCGUCUCCGGAGCCUCUGUAUCUAGUUCACCUCCAAAUGAAACUAAGGUAUACUCUAAGGAGGAUAAGAGGUCAAGGCUGUUCCGCAGUGCCACUAGUGGUGGUAACCUAACUCCAGCGGCUGCGGCCCGGAAGAAGAAUUCGCUUGUCAUUGGCACUGAAAGACCGCUUUCUGCUCACGAUUUACCAGCGCAGAGUCCUACUACUCUUGAGCCUCGUCGCACAAUGAUAGAGCAAGUCACCCGCUUCCUGGGCGAGGAGGGUCCGGUACCUGAAUGCGUAGCGGUGGCGCCUAGCAGUAUGGCGCGGGUGUUCCAAGCGCUCGCAGUGCCCGCAGUUUUGGCACCGCCGGGUGUUAUGCCCGACGUUCGCCCGUUCUUGCACGCGCUGUUGGCUCGGGCCGCUAAGCAGGGUCUUCGUCGUUCGUUCGUCCGGGUGUGCGUUUGCGGUGGAGAGGCCGCAGCCGCGGCGGCAUUGCGCGCGCACGCGGAAUUGUCUGCGAGGCGGCACGACGCGCCUUCUUUACGAUUCUACAUCGUACCCAUCGGACCAAACACGGUUUCUCGAUGGUUGGGUGCGUCAGACAACGCGUACGCAGCGCUGUUCUGUGGAGAGACGUGGGCGUCGUUAUGCGAGCGAGCGGCCGACCCCGGCAUGCCAGACAUCGCGGAAAUGUCCUCGAGGGUGGCCAGAUACCUGAACAGUAUUGGCCCAGUAAACAACAUACCGAUUGGCGAGGCGAUGGUUGCUUACCGAGAGAAAUCGGGAGACGAAGAUUCCAGUCAGACUUUCGUACCAUUUAUUGCUGAGGUUCGAGUCGGUUGUGGAGAGGGUGGGCCCUCCUCACUAGAGUUGGAGGAUGGCGGGUCCCCUCCAGCGAGGCCUUCGCCCCCUGCAACCCCGGCCCCCGUGCCCACGCCGGACCUUGCGCCGCCACUUGCGUUGUCACGGACUGAACCGCUGGAACUUCAGCUUGAUUAUUGGCUGGUUGGAGCUCGAUGUGCGGACGGUGGUGGUGGCGGGGCGGAAGGUGGCGGUAAGGUGACGCUGAAAGGUUCCUUCCGAGCCUUGCUGGUCACUCGACACAAUCAUCAUCUUUGCAUCACCUACCUCACUAAGGAGAAGAAGCAGAAAAUAAUGAGGUUGGGUAAGAAGAAAGAAAAGAGCGGUGAGACUGAAUCAGGUCGCGCGCAAACCGUCGAGGGAGUUGCUCGUCUCAUAUGCUCGGUCAAAGGAUCGCACAAUGCGCCGCUCAAAGUGUACAUCGACGGCACCGAAUGGAAUGGAGUGAAGUUCUUCCAGCUGUCCACGCAAUGGCAGACGCACAUAAAGACUUUCCCUGUCGCCACAUGCGGAGCUCCACUAGCUCCCCCCGAGACUUAGAACACCACAAGACCCUUCGAAUUGUGGUAUCCAUUGCUUUGGCUUCGUAAAAGCCUCUGGACCCACAACCGCUCCAGGAAAAAUAGACAUACAUUUCUCCAAACUCAGAAUAAUUAGAUAUAAGGCUGAGAAUGUUGAGGCUUAGUGUCAGUGUUAUAAAUGGAGACUAUUUGGGAAAAACAAUAAAUGUAAAUUUUUUUUGUAAGUUUUGAAUGUAUGUUUCAAAUUAAAAAAAGAAUAACGUAUUAACUUUUUGUCUAUUUAAAAUCUGCCUCUGGGUUUAAUAUAAAUAAAUACAAUAAUGUACUAAAAAACAUUGGAUAACGGUUUAGAAGAAAGUGUCGCAAAAGAAGUGACAUUCAUUGUUUUUCCCGUUAAAGUUUCAAAUGUUGUUGUAUUAUUUGCAAAUCGAUUGAUCGCGGGAUAUCUUUUAUAAAUAAUAUUCUACAUAUGAAUGAAUUAGACAGUGAAAAUAAGUUUCCAAUCUCGAAGGGUCUCCAUCUGCUAACAGUUUGCUGCUGUAAAAGGUGUGCUUAACGUAUGUUUAUAUUAAAAUAUUAGAUUCAGUGUUUUUAAACAUAGCGUAUUUAUAGCAUAAGUAGAAACGACGACCGGACUCUUUCUCUUGUUAGAUUUUGUAUUUUAUUGAUCGAAACGAAAUUAAAGAUAGACAACGUUUUGAAACAUUGGAUUUUUUUGCAAUUAAUUUCUUGUAAUUUAUUAUAAAUGAGAGAAUACUGAUGAGAUGAUGCUUAUAAAGGAUUCCCAGAAAAAUACCGUAAAUUGCGUCCAAUCGAUAGGAUAAUUUCAUAGCAGCCUCCAGCCAAGUUAGAUAUAGAAUUUGACGUUUUUAUCUGGAUGUCUAAUUUUCUUGGUCGGUUCGGUACGCAGCUCUUCGUGUCGGCUUUAACAAUCUAAAAUACAUGUAGUAUUAUAUAUAGCAGGGUGUCCGCUUUCUCGAAAGUCGGUUAACUGGACGAAACUGAUACGAUAACGAAACACGUGUUUCAUGUGUAAUCUCGGAUAAAAUGUCGCGUGACAUUUUAUACCUAGGUUAUUUUGUUUGCGCGGAUAAUUCACUAUUAUAAGUUUUUGGUAUUACUAAGUUUUCUUUACAUUAAUAAAAACUAAAUCAUUUUUGGUUUUGUGACUCUUUUCUCUAAAUGUUUGGGAUUUUAUCAAGUGGACACCCUUAUACGUUAAUACUGAGUGUCGAAAUAAGAAUUACGCCGACAAAGCUACAAAAUGAGGCUUUAAUUGUAACUCCAUAAAGUCUUAAAUCGUAUUUCUCAACAUUAUCCCAUUAAUGGAAUGUAUUUUUAAUAAGUAACGCUAAAUAAGUUACUUAAUAUAUUAAGCUGCCAUGGUUUUAGCGUAGGCUUUUGUUAUGUAUCUUUGAAUCCUAUUUGGUUCAACUUAGAGUCCAUAUUCCGUCGUAGAUUAGUUCGUAUUCAGUUUUGUGUUUAUACGUUCGAGUUGCAUAAUGAAGGCUCAAUAACCACGUUAACUAUGCAUUAUAGUCAUUUCAUAGUUGUUAGUAAAGUAUUUAACGUUAUAGAUAUUCAAUGUACUCAAUUUAUGUAUAUCGAGGAAUUUAUGGUUCGUGACAUUUCCAUAUAACUUAGAUUAGGUGUAACGAAAUAUGAAUGAAACCGAAUUUCGUGAGCGUAUUUUCGGCACAUAUCAGAUAGUUACGUGCUGGGCGGUUCGGCGCGAUUUUAAUUUUAUCUGUGAUUUUGGGAAUGCAGUUGUUUUUUUAAGUGAUAGUCCAUCGGUGACUAAUUAUUUUGUAUUUUUUAUAAGUGCAAACGGCGAUCCGUACGUGUAGCAAGCAAUAGCUUUGGUACAGUCAUGUAGUGUUUUUUGGAUAUAUAUUAGAUUCUAUAAGAUAUAAUCUUCCUUAUAUAAUUAGUAUGUACGCAAUUUACGAAGAUACCUAGUACCGCAUUAUUUGCCAAUAAGUCGCAAAUAAAGAGCGAGCAGUAUUAUUUUAGCAACGUUUUGAAACUACACUAAUCGUUUACAAUUUUGUACGUCCUUGAGCCAGCUUAAGAAGCAAAUUUUCUAUUGCUGCGGUACUACUGUAGUUAGGCCAUGGAUUAAUUGAGGCAAUGAUUUAAACGCUAACCCGAACUGAGACUAAAUCAAGUUUAAAAUAUGAAAGGGCAAUGCCAAAAAUAAUAUGUGAAUGAAUAAAUGCUCACUCAAUAACUUUUCUACUUCAUUUGCAGCUAAAUUAAGGUAGCGGAAUAAAGCUAUUUUACGAAACAGAAAAAACAUUUAUAUUAAUUAAAGAAAAUAACAAUAAAAAAAUUGAAUUAUUUAUAUAACAUUUUAAGAUACUUUAUUAACAUAAUCUGGUGAACAUUUAUCCUUUUUGGCAUGCCUUGGAUUGUAUUUACAGCAUUUUUGGUAAGCGUUUAAAUAAAUGUCGUUAAAAAGCCUACGACUGUUUCACGUUUUCAUAUUAAUAUAUUGAUUAUUAUUAAUAUUCUCAAAUUUAAUCAUAUUAAUAAAUGUUUAGGAUGUAAUAAGUGUUUAUAAUCGGUGGAUUUUAGUGUUAUAAUAUACGUCAACGAAAAAUUUUAGGGGUUUUGUUCCGAACGGAGUUUGACUCGUAGUAGAAUUGGCGAACCGUAAUUUUUAUUAAAAUUACUUAAUACACGAUUGCUAAUGAGCUAAUUUAUUGCCAAAUGUAAAAAUGAAACGGUGUAUUUGAAAAUAUAGUGGUGACUUUAAAAUGUUUAAGUGAACUAUACCAAAUAAUAUAUAACACAUAGCUCGCCACUUUCUCAGUACCGCUUAAUACGUUUACGCAUACCUUGCAACAAAUCGCAAACGGAAAUGGAAAUCGAAAAAUAAUGUGCAAUGGCGACCUCAUUUACGGACGUUGCUUACAAUCACAAAAUAACUCUUCAAAGUUCAAUAAACACACUGUAUAUGUUAAUAAAAUUUGAGGAUUUCCCUCGAUCUUUAUGAAAUCCUCUCACCAGAUCUCUCUUUGUGUUGAUCACCUUGCAAGUACCCUUUCAAACAUUAAACACGAACUUUGUGUCUAUUUGGUUUUCUAUCCGUUCGCAUUUUUACGCGACCGACGAUAUUCAUACCACACAAAAUUAGACCCAGUACUCCUUUCCCAUUCAGAUUAUUCAGACUGACCGUAAGCUACAAGCAGAGCUAUACUUAGCUGACUUUUAGCUGCAUUCGAAUCGUGAUUUUCCAUUUCCAACGAAUGCUGUUUACCCAGGUCGUCUUGUAAUGUGCGAAUAGCUUUUGCUGCAAGUUUUGUGUGUGCCAAAUUUUUGGGAAGUUGAUUUGCCAUAUUAAUAAACAUGUUCACUCAAACAUCGUAAAUCUGAACAUUGAACACAGAACACCCUAACGGGAUAGCAAACUUUACACAUACUAUAAAAAUUCGUGCCAAACUUACUCAGUUUGGACUUUCCAUGGUAUUUCCGAACGUGAGGCGGCUUAUACCGUAAAUAAAGAUUUAGAACAUGAUGAUUCAAACAAAAUAAAUCUUCCAGUCAAGUCUUCUUGUUCGGAAAAGAUUUGAAAUAUAAAUGGUUUUUUCUCGUCUUGUGAACUUGUGUUAAUAUAAUGCUUAGAAGACGCUGCCCUUUUAUAUUCCUGCUACUCAAUGAUGAUAUAAGUAAAAAGAGGUAGAUAAGUUAUAUGCGUCUUAAAAGUGGUACAUAAAACCUGUGCUCAGUCGUAAGUCGGGAGCCGACUCCUUGGCUUUGUAGGGUAUUCAAAAUUAACUUGUCAUUACAAUUUAAUUUUGUCUUAGUUAGACAUUUGUCUUCUACAUUCGAUAAUCAAAUUAUUGAUGACAGAAAGAGAUAAAUUAAUAUGUAACUUUUCACGCGCUAUACAAAUAACCAAUUGUGUGACGUGUGAGACAUGUAUUAUUUUGCCCGCGACUUCGACUGCUGGGUUUUUUUUCUCCGGAAUAAAAUUACCCUUUUCUUGGGGAAAUCCUCAUGGAUAACACCGCGCUAUGGGAAGGCACGGCUAUUAUGUGAAACCCCAUGGUGUUCCAACGCCGCAGGAACGCCUUCCCACUCCCCCCCGACGAAUAAAAUAAUCCAAAGUCAAUAAUCCACUCUUUUCUAUGCGGGAAACCCAUGUUGAUCCAUUGUUCACUUGGCUAUUAAAAAUUGACAAAUCAAAAGCCACAGUAGGCAUUAUUAUUAGAGUAUAAUUAGGUUAUUAUUAAAUAAAAUCUACCUUUAUUUACUUAUAAAAUCUUUUCCCGCCACUACUCUAUAAAGGUGCCAAUUCUGUUAAAUUAAAAGCUCCAAAGCGACUUAAAUUAACACGUCUAAAAGAAUUCGGGCAUUCCCAGGUGAUGGCCCAGUGUGAAAUGGACAGCAUUAGUUUUAGACCUGUUGAAUUCGUAUAGUUUAGAUAUUUGGACAACAGAAUUGGGCACCACUACCUUGUAAAAUUCUACCUAUAGAUAAAAAGUAAAAUACAAUAACACAAACUACUUGGACAAUAGUCGGUGUAUCUUAGAUGUGUACGAUAUUAAAGUCAAUGUUAGAUUAAGAUGUGUAUCAAAUAGUUAUCUGUGUACGAAAGGGUCAUGUUUAGGUGCGUACAAAAUAUAUAUUAAGUACACAUUGGACGUUGUAAGCUUAUUCUGCAAUACAUUUACAUCUAUUCAUGGCCUGUUAACCCCCGACUUACAUCGAGGGGUGUUAUUAUAUUGUUUCAUACAUAUGUGUUAAAUUGUAUACAAUUUCAAAGACCUCGAAAUAUUAUUUGUGUUGUUGCUGUUGUUUAACACAACACGUUAUAUAAAGGUUUAUAAAUCUGAGGCUAAACCUUGCGGUGGUUUGCUAAUUUACGACCAAUCAAGAUGCGCUGAUUGUAUCAAGGAUUCUGAUUGGAUGCAAAUUGUCUUUUUUAACGGAUUAUUUUCAAUAUUCAAAAAGUCUGCUCCAAGAUAAAUUAAAAGCAUAGCUUCGUCCCUCUAAAAUUCAAAUCACGCCUAUGCUUCAACUUUUAUAACGGUAGCUAUUUUAUUGGUAACGUCAUUUAAACCAAGGCUGCUUUUAGACGUUACUAAUUAAAACAUCAAAAGCAAUGAAAUUCACUCAUUAAGUAAUAUCAUAAACAUAUUCUUUGUAUCAACAAUAAUAACAAAAUGAUCAUAUUUCGUGGUCUUUAAAAGCGAUUAUUCUAUUAUAAGAUCCAGUAAUAUUCCGUUGAGCCAAGUUUUAAAUUUCUAAUACCUGUUUAACUUUGUUUUGCGAUUAACUUCUGCUUCGUUGUAUUGCUCAAAGUAAAACAGGCAUUAGAUUUAGAUGUUUUGAUUCUUGCGGUUUGGCGCUAUAAUGUAUAUCAUCGAAGUUUCCAGAACUUUAUAACUUUAUUGGUGCAUAUAGUACGCAAAACUCAAUCAAAUUGUCAGCCCCAGAUAAAGUGCCAUUCCGUUGGAAUGAGCGUUGCACGAUUUUACAUAAAUCUGAAUUAAAAAUAAAGGUCCAUUGAUACGCAGUUGUUGGCAUUUUAUGCCGAAAGAAAUUGCAUAGUGCUUGGUAAAAUCGGGCACAUAAUCCUGGGUAUGCCCGGGUCAAGCGAAUAAAUUAUAAGAUAUCAAAUUUUCUUCCUACUACUAGUAGAAGUUUCAUGGCCCAUCGACAGUGUUUUAAGAAUUGGAGCAGUAUUGUGGGCCAAUAUUAGAUUAGAUGCCUCACUCAUAGGAGAGGCUUAUGCAAUGGGACAUUAAUAAGCUGAUGAUAGGUGGCAUUAUUUAACAACAACUGCAGAUCAACUCCGAAACGGUGAUUAUCACAUUGCUAUUACAGCAUUUGUUACUGGCUUAAUAACUCAAAUUGACCAAUAGUGGAACAGCUCUAGUCAAUAAGAAAGCAUUGCGAUGAUCACAUGACCUUCUAUGACAAUUUUCUGCCUGUAUUGGCACCAGAGUAAUUGCGUAAUGUACGUUUAUAUUGUGAGUCAACUUCUUUGUAUACUCAUUGAAAAUACCGGUGCGCAAGCAAAGUCGAAUUGGACGUGCGAGCAGAGGGAGGUCCCUUUGCACUGCCAAUUGCUGACUUGACUCACAAUAUAUAUACUUAUUACACAUGUGACCAGAGUUUUCUUUUAUUCGGGUUAGGUCCUAGACCUAAAUAAGAAACAAGAACGAUAAAGAACGCUUUUUGGGCGCUAUUCAAAUGUGCUUAGUGCCAUAUAAAAAGUAUUGCACAAUAAUUAUUUGGACGCUUUAGAUUACUAUAUUAACUUUACGAAAUAUAUUAUGUUCUAUGUGCUUAUAUCGUGAACUGUAUGCGUAUAAAUUCCAAGCCUUUAUUGUAAGUUUUCAAGUUACGAAUCUUAAAAGACACCACUCAUAUCAUAACAAGACAUUUUUUUGGUAG
This is a messenger RNA of Pararge aegeria (speckled wood butterfly), 9327 nucleotides long. RefSeq names its product phosphofurin acidic cluster sorting protein 1 (gene KrT95D). Bases 251 to 2938 code for a protein of 895 amino acids. NCBI's taxonomy places the organism in Eukaryota, Metazoa, Arthropoda, Insecta, Lepidoptera, Nymphalidae. The record is from RefSeq and is a predicted model, not a curated record. Gene Ontology annotation, biological process: protein localization to plasma membrane. The transcript is spliced from 19 exons.